CGGUCGUGCCGGUCGGGGCUGGGCUCUACGCACUUUGCGUAGCGAGGGGGUUACUUAAGGCCUGGUCCUUGGCCUUGAGCAAGCCCUGCCUGUCCCCCUGGAGGGGGCGGGGGUGGGGAGAGGCGAGGCUGAAAAAGAAAAGAAGGGAAACUGGGGCUGUUAAGGGCAUUAUAAUUUCUUUAAAAAGAGAGGAAAGAGGAGGCCAUGGCUGUCCCAGCCAAGAAGAGGAAGAUGAACUUUUCAGAGCGGGAGGUGGAGAUCAUCGUGGAGGAACUGGAGCUGAAGAAGCACCUGCUGGUGAACCACUUCAAUGCUGGGGUCCCUCUGGCUGCCAAGAGUGCGGCCUGGCAUGGCAUCUUGAGAAGGGUCAACGCUGUGGCCACCUGCCGUAGGGAGCUGCCCGAAGUCAAGAAGAAGUGGUCCGACCUCAAGACCGAGGUCCGACGCAAGGUUGCCCAAGUCCGAGCUGCUGUAGAGGGUGGCGAGGCCUCAGGGCCUACAGAAGAGGAUGGAGCUGGUGGACCUGGGACCAGCGGAGGCAGUAGUGGCAAUGGCACGGCCAUAGCCCCCGUACUGCUGACCCCUAUGCAGCAGCGCAUCUGCAACUUGCUGGGUGAGGCUACCAUCAUCAGCCUACCUAGUACCACAGAGAUCCAUCCUGUGGCCCUCGGACCCACGGCCACUACAGCUGCAGCCACGGUCACCCUGACACAGAUCCCCACUGAGACCACCUAUCACACACUGGAGGAGGGCGUGGUGGAGUACUGCACAGCGGAGGCUCCUCAGCCGCUGCCGACGGAGGCCCCAGUGGAGGUGAUAACACAGCAUGCAGACACAUCCGUCAAACCUCAGGCACUCAAGAGCCGCAUCGCCCUCAAUUCGGCCAAGCUGAUCCAGGAGCAGCGGGUCACCAACCUGCACAUAAAGGAGAUCGCCCAGCACCUGGAGCAGCAGAAUGACCUGCUCCAGAUGAUCCGCCGUUCCCAGGAGGUGCAGGCCUGUGCCCAGGAGCGGCAGGCCCAGGCCAUGGAGGGCACCCAGGCAGCCCUGAGUGUCCUCAUACAGGUCCUCCGGCCCAUGAUUAAAGAUUUCCGACGCUACUUGCAGAGUAACACACCCAACCCGGCCCCGGCCCCUGACCCUGGACAGGUGGCCCAGAACGGACAGCCAGACGGCCUCAUCCCAUGAACGCAGGGGCUAAGCCAGUGUUCUGCCGAGAUCCAAGGAAACUUGUGUGGAAUUGUAAGUGGUUUCUGUGAGUGGCUUUAAGUGGGCCAUGUGGAUAGCUCCCUCUUGGAUAGAUAACUUGGGUUUUAUUAGUCCAAGAGAAGUGAAAGAGACUGGGAAAAGGACCGUUCCAGGUCUCUGGAACCCAUUCUCUCUUAGUUCACCCUCUGGAGCUGCCUUGCUGAAAUCCCGAAGAUUUAGCUGGGAAUCAUGUGUGCCGGUGAUGGGCCGUGGGUUGUGGUGAUCUAAGGCUUGUGAUAUCAAACAGACUCAGAUUAGGACAACUUUAAAGACAGACUGGUUCUCACUGGGGCCAUGUCAUAGCACAGGAUCUUCAGUGAGCCGCCCCACCUCAGGUGCGCCAUCUUUUUGAGUGGCAUCCUGCCAGUGGUGCUGGCAGAAAUGCAAUAACACCCACCCAAGGAUGUCUUCCAGUGCCACUGGGAAAGCCCAGCCCUUUCUCCCUCUCACUGUGCCUCCUUUCUCAGGGGACUCUCUCUACUGCUGUACGCCACAACCACCCAGGCACAGCCCAGCUCUUGGAAAUGCCCUGAGACUCAUGUAGCCAGCCUGGCUCAGAAAUGCCGUGUGAGGCGGGAAUGGGUUGGCCACUCUGUAGUCUUCCAUGACACCUCUGGGUAGCUGUUAUGUACUUUGACACAGGUGGGCUUCAGGUGCUGUCAGUGUUAGAAGGCAACCCCCUGUGGAAUCCUGUUUCCUGCUGCAGGGUACUUGAGGUGAACCUCUAAUUUUUUUUUUGAAUUUUUUUUUUUUUAAUUUUUUAAGAAAGCUCACUUCUAGCCUGUUGUAUUUAUUCUAUAGCUGAACCCUUUCUGGGAGAGCAUCAGGCUCUGUGGUUAGCCUUCUUUCUCCUCUGCUGGAUCACACUUCCAAAAUACCAUGCACAUUAGAGUCCUGCUCAGCAUCCCACCCCAAUACUCAUCUUCCCUGCUCUGUUACUCAGUACCCGGUGCCCUGAAGAUGCACACACACACACACACACACACACACACACACACACACGAUGGCUGAGUGAAUCCACAGGAAGAUGGUCCUUGAAUGUAAGAGGGGGGAAGAUAGAAAGUGGGCCCUUUGAAUCUUGUGCUCUAGCAGGACUUUUCCACCAUCUCUCUGAGGCACUCAUCUCUGCCAGGCAGGGUUUAUCUGUAUCACUUUCAAACUUGAAGUGCUGAGAGGCCUGUCUCCUAUAUCACCUCCCCAUUUGCCAUUUCGCUGCCAUAACUGGGCCACUCAUGAACAGUGGCUACAGCUCCAAGUUCCAGACCUCAGCCAAGCUGCCUUUCCAGGCAUGCACACACGGAGAUGCUUAGCUCCGCAGUUGUGGUCCCAGGAAGAGGGCCCCUGGAGACAGUUAGGAGACGGCCCCUUCUCCAAGGAAGCAUGUGUAAUGCCAGCUACAGAGAGGUAGAAUGAGACGGGGCGCCAGCAGGAUUGCUGCAGGGGCCUCCUAAGGAUUUGUGACCCAGUUGGUUCUUCUCUGGGGCUGGAAAUCUGAGCCAAUGUUGUAUCUGUUCCAUUUAUGCAUAAAGAGGAAGCCUAGAUUACUUAAGCUAACUUGUUUUUCCCAGGUCACAACUUUAAAUUA
Molecule: messenger RNA, 2833 nt
Organism: Psammomys obesus (fat sand rat)
Lineage: Eukaryota; Metazoa; Chordata; Mammalia; Rodentia; Muridae
Gene: Naif1
Product: nuclear apoptosis inducing factor 1
Exons: 2
Coding region: 205-1188 (327 amino acids)
Cellular component (GO): nucleus
Source: RefSeq, a predicted model, not a curated record